This is a messenger RNA of Notothenia coriiceps (black rockcod), 756 nucleotides long. Its product is annotated as IgGFc-binding protein-like. The record is from RefSeq and is a predicted model, not a curated record. The transcript is spliced from 4 exons. NCBI's taxonomy places the organism in Eukaryota, Metazoa, Chordata, Actinopteri, Perciformes, Nototheniidae. The annotation marks the transcript as partial. Gene Ontology annotation, cellular component: extracellular matrix.
UGCCUGCAGGUGGGGGGGGAUACUGGCUGCACCAGUGACUGUCCUAAUGGGAAAUGUCCGGAGUGUGAGCCUGCGCUGAUCUUACGCUACCAGGACAAGAAAUACUGCGGCAUCAUCGCUGACAAGCAGGGACCCUUUGGAAAGUGUCACAGUAAACUGGACCACACCUCCUUCCUCAAAGAGUGUGUUUUCGAUCUGUGCCUGUACCAAGGCCACGCCUCGGCGCUGUGCAACAGCCUAUCAGCUUUCAGCACCACUUGUCAAGAGGCGGGAGCAACAGUGGGGAGCUGGAGAACCCAACAGUUUUGUCCUCCGUCAUGUGGUGCCAACAGUCACUAUGAGCAGUGUGGCCCCCCCUGCCCGCUCACCUGCAGUGGCCUCGCCCCCCCAGAGGGCUGCGACAGGAGCGCCCCCUGCUCAGAAGGCUGUGUGUGUGACGAUGGAUUCAUGCUGAGUGAUGACAAGUGUGUCCCUCUGUCAGAGUGUGGCUGCCAGUACGAGGGACAGUACUAUCUGAGUGGACAGGUGUUCUAUCUAGGAAAGGCAUGCAACACUCGUUGUGUGUGUACAGACGAUGGAGAAGUGCAGUGUGAUCCUAAAUCUGGCUGUUCAGCCAAUGAGAAGUGUGUUAUGAAAGGAGGCUCCUCCUCCUGUGCUCCCAAAGGGGUGGGCUCCUGCUCUGUGAGUGGAGGCAGGAUGGUCAGGUCCUUCGAUGGACAGGUAAGUUCUUUUUUUUCUGCACAAGUCAAAAAGUAA